UUCCCGGCACAAGGCUGGCACUCCGCUCUCCAGGUCCUGCGAGCACGGCCCCCCUCCACCCGUUCAACCCCGGAUCGGUUCAGCCCGAAGCAACGACCUGAGAGAUUCUCUGAAAUCAGGCCACGCUUUUAUCCAUUUUUCUCCACUGGGGAUUAAUUAUUUUAACAAGUGGGGAGGACGCCUCACUGCUUUGGUUUUUGGUGGAGGAUUAGAAGCAAGUUGAGGGUUUCCAGAGGAGCUGUGCAAGUUUUCCAACAUGGCAGCCCUGCGAGGUUGGGUGGCGGGUCUUCUGCUGGUGCUCUUGUGCUCCUCUCACGCGCCGCUGUCCGGCGUGGCGAGCGCGCUCGACGCCGCUGAGGCCGAGGGAGGCCUCCGCUCCAGGGAGGCCGAAGACGUCGUAGCAGAGGAGGGAGAAACCGCCGAGGGAGGGGACGGCGCCGAGGAAGAGGGAGAAGACGACGAAGAGGCGGACGAUGAGGGAGAGUCUGAUGAGCAGGAAGACGCUGAGGAAGAGGAGGAGGAAGAGGAAGCGGCAGAGGAGGAAGAGGCUGUGGAGGAGGAAGAGGAAGAAGAGGAGGAAGAGGCGGAGGAAUCCACAGAGGAAGAUGAAGCAGAAGAAGAGGAAGAGGAGGAGGAACAAGAAGCUGCUGCUGAAGAAGAGGAGGAGGAGGAAGAAGAAGAAGAAGAAGAGGGUGAUGCUGAGGAGGAGGAUGAGGAAGAGGAAGAGGCAGCUGAAGAAAAUGAUGAGGUGGAGGAGGAGGAGGAAGAGGAGGAGGAGGAUGCUGCUGAGGAAGAAGAGGAUGAUGAUGAUGAGGAGGAGGAGGCUGAAGCUGCAGCUGAGGAGGAAGAGGAUGAUGAUGAGGAGGAGGAGGAGGAGGAAGAAGCUGAGGCCGAAGAAGAAGAUGACGAUGAAGAGGAGGAGGCUGAGGCUGUUGCUGAGGAAGAGGAGGAUGAUGAUGAGGAAGAGGAGGAGGCAACAGAGGAAGGCGAUGAUGAAGACGAUGACGAAGACGAGGACGACGCAGUGGAAGAUGAGGCUGAAGCGCUGCAUUUCCACUCCGGCUCUUUAUGCAGCGUCUGCUCCAUCUGCGAGCACUGCUCCACAAACUGUGACAAGUGUCCGUGUGAGGAGGGAGACGAUUCAGAUCACUGUGAGCAGUGUCAAGACUGCUCAUCCUGCUACAUUUGCCCCAUUCUGUGCGACACAGUUUGCACACCAGGCGGCUUUGUGGACGUGCUUACUGGAUCACUCUUUCAGUGA
Messenger RNA from Salarias fasciatus (jewelled blenny), 1261 nucleotides. RefSeq names its product cilia- and flagella-associated protein 251-like. The coding region runs from base 257 to 1261 and encodes 334 amino acids. The transcript has 5 exons. The record is from RefSeq and is a predicted model, not a curated record. Gene Ontology annotation, molecular function: calcium ion binding. NCBI's taxonomy places the organism in Eukaryota, Metazoa, Chordata, Actinopteri, Blenniiformes, Blenniidae.